AUGGGCUUCCCUGUGCUUCCUUUAUACGGCAACGGUUACCAAGAGGUGAUCGCGAGUAAGCCAUUUUUGACGUUGGCACCCGAGGCGGUCGUCGACGCAGGUCAAUUGAGCAACGUCACUGACGUUUUGAAGUUUGUUCAGUCCACUUGCUCGAAAAUCGCAACCGUUUCGCUGCUGGUGACCAGUCCCGAGCAGUUCUCCGAGGAUGAUUUUGUACAGCUGUUGAACAAUGGGGUGAACACUGUCUACACCAAUUGUGCUCUCGGUGACGCAGUCCCCAAGGAACGUUUGGCCGAAGUGCCCAGCUCCGUCCAGUCCGUCGACGACAUCACCGUGGAUUCCUUCACGGAGGCCCUCUUGGCGAACAUCAGAACGGAUAGAAAGGACGAACUGUACACCACGUUGGUCGUCGACCAGUACAGCAGGGCGCUUGGACUCGUAUACUCCUCUACGGAAUCUAUUAAGCUUUCCAUCGAGAAGCAGGUCGGCGUGUACUUUUCACGGUCCAGAAACGAGAUCUGGGUCAAAGGUGCCACGUCCGGUAACACUCAGCAGCUGCUCUCUAUUGAAAUUGACUGCGAUGGCGACGCUUUGAAGUUCGUGGUCCAGCAGGCUGGCGACGGGUUCUGCCACUUGGGUACCCAAUCGUGCUUCGGCAAGUCCAAGCACGGUCUCUACGAGCUCGAGGCUCUGCUUGCUGACAGGAAGAUCAAUGCAGUUGAGGGGUCCUACACGAGAAGACUGUUCAACGAUGAAGAGCUUUUGAACGCCAAGAUCAAGGAGGAGGCAGAGGAACUCACAGAAUCCGAUUCGAGGGAGAAUCUCGCAUGGGAGGCAGCCGACUUGUUUUAUUUCGCCCUGACCAAGCUGGUUGCCAACGGUGUCUCGUUAAGCGAAGUUGAGAACAACUUGAACCUAAAGAACUUGAAAGUCACCAGGAGGAAAGGUGACGCGAAACCUAAAUUUCUGCCAAGUAAACCAGAGACCAAAACGGACGACUCUUCCGCUCCGAUUCACCUGAAAGUUAUCCAGGGCUCGGACGUUGCUGCCGUGCAAGAGGCUGUAACAAGACCGAUCCAAAAAACUACAGAAAUUAUGCACUUGGUCAAUCCUAUUAUUGACAACAUAAAGAGCAAAGGUGACAAAGCUUUGAUCGAAUACACUGAGAAAUUCGAUGGCGUUCGGUUAUCCACCCCAGUGAUGAAUGCACCAUUCCCACCGGAGAGUUAUCAAGAUUUGAGUGAAGAAAUGAUGGAGGCACUGGACCUGUCCAUUGAGAACGUUCGUAAAUUCCACGCUGCUCAAUUACAGACGGAGCCCCUUGUCGUCGAGACACAACCCGGUGUCACCUGUUCCAGAUUCCCAAGACCGAUCGAGAAAGUUGGCCUUUACAUCCCAGGUGGUACUGCUGUUUUGCCAAGUACCGCUCUGAUGUUGGGUGUCCCAGCACAAGUGGCAGAAUGUAAGGAAAUCGUCUUUGCGACUCCUCCAAGGAAAUCUGAUGGGAAGGUCUCCCCAGAGGUCGUGUACGUUGCCCAAAAAGUUGGCGCUUCGAAGAUCGUCCUCGCCGGUGGCGCUCAAGCAGUAGCCGCGAUGGCCUACGGCACGGAAUCUGUCCCCAAAGUGGAUAAGAUCUUGGGCCCUGGUAACCAGUUUGUCACCGCUGCAAAGAUGUACGUUCAAAACGACACACAGGCUCUAUGUUCCAUCGACAUGCCAGCGGGGCCCAGCGAAGUCCUUGUUGUUGCAGACGAGGAUGCGGAUGCUGAUUUUGUCGCCUCGGACCUGUUGUCUCAAGCUGAACACGGUGUCGACUCCCAAGUCAUUCUUGUUGGUGUCAACUUGAGUGAUGCAAAGAUAGACGAGAUCCAGAGAGCGGUUCACGAACAAGCGUUGGCACUACCAAGAGUGGAAAUUGUGCGUAAAUGUAUCUCCCACAGCACCAUAAUCAAGUGCGACUCCUACGAGGAGGCCUUCGACAUGUCGAACCAAUACGCACCAGAACAUUUGAUCUUACAGAUCCAGAACCCAGACAAGUACGUCGGCUUGGUGGACAACGCUGGAUCCGUUUUCGUCGGUUCGUAUACCCCGGAGUCGUGCGGUGACUACUCGAGCGGGACCAACCACACGCUGCCAACAUACGGCUACGCAAGACAGUACAGUGGCUGCAACACAUCGACCUUCCAGAAGUUCAUCACCUCGCAGAACGUUACGCCGCAAGGUCUGGAGAACAUCGGUAAGGCCGUUAUGUGCGUUGCCAAAGUGGAGGGCCUCGACGGGCACAGAAACGCCGUCAAGAUCAGAAUGAGUAAGUUGGGCCUACUGCCAGAGGGGUUCCAAUGA
Messenger RNA from Huiozyma naganishii CBS 8797, 2343 nucleotides. It is a transcript of the gene HIS4, whose product is annotated as trifunctional histidinol dehydrogenase/phosphoribosyl-AMP cyclohydrolase/phosphoribosyl-ATP diphosphatase. Gene Ontology annotation, cellular component: cytoplasm. NCBI's taxonomy places the organism in Eukaryota, Fungi, Ascomycota, Saccharomycetes, Saccharomycetales, Saccharomycetaceae. The coding region runs from base 1 to 2343 and encodes 780 amino acids. The transcript has a single exon. The record is from RefSeq and is a predicted model, not a curated record. Gene Ontology annotation, molecular function: metal ion binding; NAD binding; phosphoribosyl-ATP diphosphatase activity. Gene Ontology annotation, biological process: L-histidine biosynthetic process.